Messenger RNA from Penicillium angulare, 2193 nucleotides. It is a transcript of the gene cat1, whose product is annotated as catalase catB. Gene Ontology annotation, biological process: hydrogen peroxide catabolic process; response to oxidative stress. The record is from RefSeq and is a predicted model, not a curated record. Bases 1 to 2193 code for a protein of 730 amino acids. Gene Ontology annotation, molecular function: catalase activity; heme binding. NCBI's taxonomy places the organism in Eukaryota, Fungi, Ascomycota, Eurotiomycetes, Eurotiales, Aspergillaceae. Gene Ontology annotation, cellular component: cytosol. The transcript is spliced from 5 exons.
AUGCAUACUGCCGUGCUAUUAACUAGCCUCGUUGGCAUUGCCAAUGCUGCUUGCCCUUAUAUGACAGGUGACCUGCCUGCUGACUCUCUCCACCGUCGUGAGAAUGGAGAUGCCUCGGCCGACACUGAAGAUUUCCUUUCCCAAUUUUACCUUAAUGAUGAAAAUGCUUUCAUGACUUCGGACGUCGGAGGUCCCAUUGAAGACCAGAAUAGUCUCAGUGCAGGAGAACGUGGACCAACACUACUCGAAGAUUUUAUUUUCCGACAAAAGAUUCAGCGCUUCGAUCAUGAACGGGUGCCAGAACGUGCUGUCCACGCUCGCGGAGUUGGAGCCCACGGAACAUUCACAUCAUACGGCGAUUGGUCAAACAUAACAGCCGCAUCAUUCCUCUCAACGAAAGACAAGGAAACUCCCAUGUUUGUCCGUUUCUCAACCGUCGCCGGAAGCCGAGGAAGUGCCGAUACAGCUCGCGAUGUGCACGGGUUUGCAACAAGAUUCUACACCGACGAAGGAAAUUUCGAUAUUGUCGGAAACAACAUCCCCGUCUUCUUUAUCCAGGAUGCAAUCCUGUUCCCUGACCUGAUUCAUGCUGUCAAACCCAGUGGUGACAAUGAGAUUCCUCAGGCUGCGACAGCGCAUGAUUCGGCAUGGGACUUCUUCAGUCAACAAGCCAGCUCUUUGCACACUUUGAUGUGGGCGAUGGCUGGACAUGGUAUCCCAAGAUCCUUCCGUCAUGUUGAUGGAUUUGGCGUGCACACUUAUCGAUUUGUUACUGAUAAGGGGGCCUCCAAGCUGGUGAAGUUCCAUUGGAAGACUCUCCAGGGUAAGGCGAGCUUCGUUUGGGAGGAGGCUCAGCAGACUGCUGGAAAGAAUGCGGACUUUAUGCGUCAGGAUCUAUGGGAUGCCAUUGAGGCCGGUCGCUAUCCUGAGUGGGAGCUGGGUGUUCAAAUUAUGGACGAAGAAGACCAACUUCGGUUCGGCUUUGAUCUUCUCGACCCGACCAAGAUCGUUCCAGAGGAAUACGUCCCCGUCACUAAGCUGGGCAAGAUGACACUAAACCGCAACCCAAGAAACUACUUCGCGGAGACAGAGCAGGUCAUGUUCCAACCAGGCCACAUCGUCAGAGGCGUGGACUUCACCGAAGAUCCCCUCCUCCAAGGCCGUUUAUUCUCCUACCUCGACACCCAGCUAAACCGACACGGCGGUCCAAACUUCGAACAACUCCCCAUCAACCGACCCAGAGUCCCAAUCCACAACAACAACCGCGACGGCGCAGGACAAAUGUACAUUCCUUUAAACAAGGACGCAUACACACCCAACACACCAAACAACGGCUCCCCGAAACAAGCGAACCAAACAGUCGGCAACGGCUUCUUCACAACACCCGGUCGUACCACGAGCGGUAAACUGCUUCGCACCGUUAGCUCAUCAUUCACCGAUGUCUGGUCCCAGCCGCGUCUAUUCUGGAACUCUCUCGUCGCAGCAGAGAAACAAUUCGUCGUUGACGCGAUGCGCUUCGAAAACGCCAACGUCGUCAGCUCAGUCGUUCGCAACAACGUCAUUAUCCAGCUCAAUCGAAUCAGUCAUGAUCUCGCUACUCGCGUAGCAGAGGCUAUUGGCGUUGAUGCCCCGGACGCCGAUCCAACAUACUACCACCACAAUACCUCGGCGCAUAUCGGGGCAUUCGGACGGAAGCUCCAGAAGGUAGAGGGAUUGAAGGUUGGAUUCCUUGCAUCUGUCAAGAAUGCAUCAACUCUUGCACAGGGCUCUGCACUACAGGCACAACUUACAUCGGUCGGUGUUGAUGUUUUUGUUGUCGGUGAGAGGAUGGCUACAGGCGUGAACCAGACAUAUUCCGCGUCUGACGCGACGAAUUUCGAUGCUGUGAUUGUUGCUGAUGGAGCAGAGGCACUAUUCGGAUCACGAUCUUUGACUGCAUUGCAGAAUAAGGCUGGGGCCACUUCGUUGUAUCCGGCUGGUCGGCCUUUGGAUAUCCUUGUUGAUGCGUUUAGAUUCGGAAAGCCUGUUGGUGCUGUUGGGAAGGGAGGCUCUAGUGCGCUUCAGGCUGCGCAGAUUUCAUCUGAUCGGGAGGGUGUUUAUGUGGAGAAUGUAGUUGGCGACGCGCUUGCGAAGGAUAUUCACGAUGGAUUGCGAACAUUUAAGUUCUUGGAUCGAUUUGCGCUGGACGCGUAA